Molecule: messenger RNA, 2394 nt
Organism: Ruditapes philippinarum (Manila clam)
Lineage: Eukaryota; Metazoa; Mollusca; Bivalvia; Venerida; Veneridae
Exons: 7
Coding region: 115-1497 (460 amino acids)
Source: RefSeq, a predicted model, not a curated record
CCCAGCAAUUGUAAACACAUGGAUAAGUUUUAUCAUUUUAAUGUACAUUGUCAAUUGAACACACUUCCGUGUUUCAUAAUUGGACCUUAAUUGAAUGUUUAACAUUAUUAUGAAAUGUUGGUUAAAGUUAUCUCUGUUUUCUCGGUCCUGUGUGCGAUUUGUACAUACGCUAGUGGAUACUAUGAUAAUGACCAGGGUGUUCUGAGAAAAGUUGUUUGUAAUGAAGGAAUGCACAAUUUUAAAAAUGUAAAAUGUGUCCAAGAUGCAGGCGAUGAUCCUAUUGUGAUCGGCCUCCACAAUAUUAUGUUCGGGUACUUGAACAUGUCGACCAACUGUUCGGAAACACAAGAAACGGAAGGUUGUGAAGAGAGAAUGUCCGAUAUCCAAACGGGUUUAAUGCUUGAAAAGGGGUCAGCACAAGUUGCCAUGAAUGCUGUACAAUUUCCGGCGGUUGACAAGUCUCAUGAUUGCAAAGGUUUUGGCGAUAUACCGGAUUAUAUGGCAUUUAAUUUCGAAUGUCUAAAAUCAUCAAGUAUAUCAGACAUAUGUAGUGCGUCUACAAAAACCGGUCAGAAACUAUCUGUCUACAACAAUGGCUAUCCGGCUAUCCGUUCCGUUGAUGGCACGCAUCACUGUGAAUGUAAAAUUACCAGCCCGGCACCGGUUAUUUCAAUUACAAUUUACGACUACCGAUUAAACUGUACUGGUAAUCAACAAAACUUGACAAUUGAACAAGAACAAGGUUCUGUGUUAGUUUCCGUCUGCGACUCUUUCCGAAGUGGACAAUACAAUUCUUCUAAUCAGAAUCUAACAAUGGUGUGGAAAGGACAAAUAAAUUCAAUUGGACUCUUCUGGGUUGGCUUUCAAGCCGCCAGUCAUUUGUCAAAUGUAACAGUUAACUGCUAUCCAAUUUGGGAUCCAACAACUACAACAACAACAACUACUACUACUACCACAAAGUCAACAACCACGAGUAGUUCUUCUUCUACUACUAAUUCCCUUACCCCUUCACCGUCAAUUGCUACAAAUACAUCAAAACCAUCAAAUGGUGUUCAUCAAAGUUCGUCGGCCACAUCAACACAAAAGAUGAACAACGCAGAACAUCAAACUGGACCAAUGCCAAAGACCGUGGUAUAUGCCCUAGCAGGGGGAGGCGGUGGUCUUUUACUAAUACUCGUUAUUGUGUGUGUAAUCGCUGUCAAGAGACGUAAUAAUGUGACGGAAAUUGAAAUUGACCCAUCUCUGAUAAUGAAUACCACACGCGGGAAUAACAGCGUAUCAAGGGGUCAAAUACCAUCUAGGGUAUCUACAACUUCUCAAGGUAAUGCUAAAGAGAAUCGUAGAACAUCAACAGAAAUAGAACUAAAUCAAAGAGGUGUCAAAGGAAGGAAAGCGUCUGAUUAUGAAAUGGACAAAUAUGUCAUGGAUAAAAGAACAUCCAGUCGGAUACAAGACCAAACUGUUUCUGUACCUAAAGUUAAGAAAGUAAAUAGUUAAUUGUGAUUUACGGAAAAAGAGAUCUAUGUACAAUGUUAAACCACUGACAAAUAUAAUAUGGAAAAGAAUUGUAAUCAGGCUGAGUAAAAAGACUAGCUCAAUGUAUAUAGAGACAGGACAAUAUUUUCUGGUAUAAAAUGUAAUCCGGGUGCAUCAGUUACUAUUAAAAUUGAAUGAGCAAUCAUUUAAUUUAUUUACACACAUGCUCAUCAUUCAUCCAUUAGAUGAAAUUGAAUUCUCAUUAGAUAGUAUUUUAUCAUAACAUUUUAGUUUAAACAUAUUUAUAUAUUGAAUACAUACAAAAAGCAUGUUCAAUAAUUGCACAAAUCAAAACGUAUAUUCAAAGAAAAGGAUUUGAAACGGAUCACAAAUUCUUAUAAAAUUCUCCUAUGGCCCGUUCUUCACUUCAGUGUUGUUAUAUUUUUCUGGUACUUCGGGGUCAUUGAUUCCAGCACUUUUAAAUGUUCAGAAAUUGAGAACCGCUGAAACCGAUAGUACGGAGAUGGGGCGUGAGAGAUGUUGCAGUUUUUCAUUAUAUCUCAUGUACAGACUCAAUCAAACUGAGUCUGCAAUUUUCAUGUAAUUUUGCUGAUUUUAAUGCUUCCGAGGGAUCACUUUUUCCAGAUGUUUUCAUAUUUGAGACAAAUAGCUGUCUACUGAAGCAAAAGUGUUCCUUGUGUUAUUGUAUUGUUGUUGUUGUUGUUCAUUUAUUUGUUUUGACGAUGUUGCUUCUUUGUCGUCGUCAACGCCGUUGUUGCUAUUGCUAUUGUUGACUUCGUUGUGUUGUUGUUAUUGUAUCAUUUGCAUGAAAACAACUUAAAAUCAUGUAAUCAACUGAAUGCUCUAUAUGGUAGCUUUAAGAUAAUUUUAUGACAAUAAAACAGAGAUCAAACAAAA